GCGGUGUUUCUCUCUCCUGGACGGACGGACGGACACACUGACGGCAGGUUUGGGAUUUUGACAGCGGCUGCUUCUUGGUGCUGACAGCGGGAGGAAACUGCGAAUCUAAAGACACCAAACCAACAGCGACAGAGAGCGCGCAGAGACAGCGAGGCAGUGCGGAGUAACGCAGAGGGGGGAAACACAACAACUUCCUCGGGGCGGUCUGCGGGGAGCUGUGGAGCUGCUGCCACCACAAAGGUGGGUGUAAAACUCCUCCCCCUCGCUCUUGGUCAGAGAUGGAUUUCCCGGAGGACUUCCUGCUGGACGAGCUGGGUCACCUGCAGCUCUACAACGACUCGCUCUUCCAGAACAACUUCAGCUGCUUAGACAACGUGACCGACGCCUUACUGCCAACGGGGGUCAGGGUCACCAUCGUGGUCGUCUACAUGAUUGUCUGCGUCAUCGGCCUGGUGGGAAACUUCCUGGUCAUGUACGUCAUCAUAAGAUACACUAAGAUGAAAACAGCUACCAACAUCUACAUCUUUAACCUGGCUCUGGCUGACUCUCUGUUCCUGGCUACUUUACCUUUCCAGGGCACCGACGUGUUCCUGGGCUUCUGGCCGUUUGGGAACGCUCUGUGCAAAGCAGUGGUGUCUAUCGACUACUACAACAUGUUCACCAGCACCUUCACCCUGACAGUGAUGAGUAUGGACAGAUAUGUUGCCGUCUGCCACCCUGUCAAAGCGCUGGACAUGAGGACUCCUCACAAGGCCAAGGUGGUGAACAUCUGUGUGUGGGUGUUGGCGUCGGCCUUUGGCGUCCCAGCUAUGGUCCUGGGAAAUGUUGAGGAGGAACAGGAGCAUAACAGCGUUGAAUGCAUCGUGGUUUUACCUGAACCAAGGAGUCACUGGGAUCCUGUCUUCGGCACCUGCGUCUUCCUCUUCUCCUUUCUCAUCCCCGUCGCUAUCAUCAGCAUCUGCUACAGCCUGAUGGUCAAGCGCCUGCGCAGCGUUCGCAUCCUGUCCGGCUCCAAGGAAAAGGACCGCAACCUGCGGCGCAUCACGAGGAUGGUCCUGGUGGUGGUGGCAGCAUUCGUCGUCUGUUGGACCCCUAUCCAGAUCAUGGUCCUGGCUCAGUCGCUGGGCUUCAUCCUAAGCAGCUUGUCCACCCUGGUCCUGAUGCACUUCUGCAUUGCGCUGGGCUACGUCAACAGCAGCUUGAAUCCUGUGCUCUACGCCUUCCUGGAUGAAAACUUCAAGCGCUGCUUCCGCGAGUUCUGCAACCCGUCGCCGUUCCGCCUCGACACCCAGCAGUCAGGCAGGAUGAGGAGCAUUGCUAGGGAGGUGGCUGCUGCUUACAGCUGCAAGGCUGAUGGCGGGGGGCCCGGAGGAGGGACACCUAAUCCAGCAUGACUAGGCGUGGAGCUCCCCUUGGUGGGGGUAGACCCCCAACAGAGGGGAGAGAACCAGGGGACAGGGAACUCCAACACAGAAUUGACUCAAAUAACAGCUCUCUAGCGGCACGAGCCCCCCCGCCCUCCAACUAGAAGACUGGCAUGGGGUGGGGGGGAGGGAGAUGAGGAGGAUGGGGUCGAAAGGAAAAGAAUUUAGGAAUAUGGAUGGGGAUGACAAAUGUAGGGUAUAUGGAUAGAGGUCAGUGGGAUUCAUUGUAAGCUUGGGUGGUAAUGAUGGUGAACAUCUGGGUAGGAGAUGGUUCCAGUAUUGGAGUGGCUCAAACCAUUGUGGAUCCUGGUGUUGGAAUGACUCUGGCCCUAACUCCAUUGAGGCGGUGAGAUAUUUUGGAAUGUAUCCGACUUUUAUUGGAAGCACGUAAACACAAAAGAGGUGACAGUAUUAUUUGACAUUUAUUGCAGCUCCAAAAACAACAGCCUCCCCAACAGGAACUGCGUCUGCCAACUGAGGCCGGAACCCAGUCGCUGCAUCUCUAGAAAGAUGCCUCUAUACUUGGGUAUGAGAAGGCAGGGGUUGGGGCUAGACAGUUGGAGAGUGCAUAUAAACAGCAUGGGAUUAAUAGAAGGAGUGCAGAUACCAAAAUAAAAAAAGAACACCAGGCUUUGGUGCCUGUACAAAGAUUAUAAACAUUGGAAGCAUGGACCGUGGCUAACUGGCGGUCCAUGGACUGAAGACUUGCCAAGGAAGAGUAAAGCUUUCUGGAAGUGUGAAACAGAGAAUAAACACUUUCACCACAGUUUAUUGUAACUUUAUCAGUUGAUGUUUCAGACUAAAUAACUAUAUGUCAUAAGUGGUGGACAAAACGCCCUGUGUGUCCCACAGUGAUCCAACUAUGGGGUCUUUGUUGUGAUGGUUUCUGUAAGAAUGGGUUUAUAUGAUGGUAAAAUGCUGCUGAGCCCUUAUAAGGACGCAAAUGGGCGCACAAAGUAUAAUGUGAUAUAUCAGCCUGUGGACAGGAAGUUGGAUGUAGUAUCUGCGAACAAUAGCUGGCAUGAGGAGAAGAACAACGUGCAACACGCAACACGUGAACAAUAUUUCUUAAACUGUGUCUACGGGCCCAGAGCGGGUCACAUGAAUGUUAUUUCCCGUAGGAGCAACAUUUCUCAAUGUGUUCUGAAGCAAAAUAAGCCUGAGAAACCCGUCCUCAAACACCUUUCUUAGAGUUUUUGUGAUUUUUGAAACUUUCUAUGAUCACCUAUGGGG
Messenger RNA from Epinephelus moara (kelp grouper), 2657 nucleotides. It is a transcript of the gene oprl1, whose product is annotated as opiate receptor-like 1. NCBI's taxonomy places the organism in Eukaryota, Metazoa, Chordata, Actinopteri, Perciformes, Serranidae. Gene Ontology annotation, biological process: neuropeptide signaling pathway; sensory perception of pain. The record is from RefSeq and is a predicted model, not a curated record. The transcript has 6 exons. Gene Ontology annotation, cellular component: membrane; neuron projection. Gene Ontology annotation, molecular function: neuropeptide binding; nociceptin receptor activity. Bases 279 to 1394 code for a protein of 371 amino acids.